AUGGAUUUCGUCAAAAACACCACUGAUUCCGCUCGGGAGGGGAUCAAAACCACGAACGGGACGCUGGUGUGGUUAGAAGUGGUAUCCUGCACCAUCGCCAGCAUCUUAGUGCUCGCCUUCUUCUUCGCCCCAUACCGGCGCUGGCACACCAAUCCCGUCCUCAAGCUUCUCUUCUGGGUUGCUGGUACACCAGUGGGAACGAUGCUGAGCACCACCCUUAGCAUCAUGCAGGCGACUGGCUACCACAACGAGCUGCACUUGGUGUGGGUGGUCUUCUUAGUCAUCGCCUCUGGAAGUCUGGCCACCACCUUCAGCUACAGUCUUUACAUCAGUAGCAAAGAGCGGAUGACUUUAGAAGGGAUUCUGUUUCUAAACAACCUUUUCGGGGCUUCACUGAUCAUUUCCUCCUUCACCGGAGAUUCAAAGUUUAAGCGGCCCCUUUGGGUGCUCUGGUGCUUAAUUAUGGUGAAAUCGAUCCAAAGGAUCAUCGGCUUCCAAGUGGCCAAUCGACGGUAUGGGACGGAAAACGUCAAUUUGGUCGCAAACUACAUGUGCUACGAGCAUGAACUGACGCCUAAUCGCAACGAAGUCGAUCCUGCUAACAUGAACGGGUACAAAUAUCUUGUGGCUGGAGAAGAUAAAGUGAAGACCGAACGGCAAGUACCGGACUACCUGCAGAGGAUUGAUGUAACGGACAAGGAGGUCAUCACCAUCGAAAAGGUUUGGUGGUGCCAAGGAAGACUACGGUGCUUCGGUGGGGACCUUGGAGGGCACCUCAAAGAUGUGUGCCUCUCCUUUGCUUUGUUCAAGCUACUGCGGCGAAGGUUUUUCAAUUACUCAGCUGCGGAAGCCGCCGACACCAAGACCCAUGAUUUUGUCUUCCGUGGCCUCCUCAGCGAGGAUGAUCACAGAAGAGCCUUCAGGGUGAUCAAGGUAGAGCUGGAAUUCCUCUAUGAUCUUUUCUACACCAUGUUCCCUAUUAGCUUCAGUUGUUGGUUCUCAAUUUUCUGUGUCCUGCAAAUUUCUACCAUCACUACAAGUGUCUGGACUGCAGUAAGGGUUCUUCAUAACUACCAAACCCCUAAAAAUGACAUCGACCGUGUCGUGGACGGGAAGAAUGUUGACGCCAUCAUUUCCUACGUGUUUGUAAUUCUGAUCAUGACCAUGGAAGCAUGGGAAUUCUGCAACUAUUUGCUCUCUGAUUGGGCUAAGGUAAUGUUGAUAUGUAACUAUGUCAAAAAUCCUGAGCAAUUCUUUCGUCCUGACAAGGUAGUUGGUAUCAUAUGCCGCGGAAAGCUUUGCAGGCCUUUGAGUGAUAUGAUUGGGCAAUACUCCCUGCUUGAAAAUUUCAGGUGCAAUAAUUGCAACAUUCCAUGCAAUGUAACAUGUGGCUUGACUGCAGAUAAGAAACGUAAACGGGUGAUCAAAUUGCCAGAAGAAGUGAAGAAAGAGAUUUAUGAUUCUCUCAGGAGGGAAGGCGGACUCUCGAAUGGGGAGUUGUCGCUGCCACGGAACUACGUGAGUGCAGAGCUCUUCUGGGCAUGCGGACUCCCAUCUCACGCUCACAGGAUAAUGGUCUGGCACAUUGCCACCAGCCAUUUUGAAAUGAUCGAUUCACCUAAAAGGAGCAAUGCUGUUCCUAGAAAUGUCGACCAUCAGAAAGAUACCGAACGUCACAGAAAAGUUGCUACUACUUUAUCAAGAUAUUGUGCUUAUUUGUUGGUUUUUGCUCCGGAAUUGCUCUUGAUAGUAUCUGAAACCAGGAAAUCCUUUGAGAGGUUUGAGGACAUGCGGACAGGAGAUUCACGAAAGACUAUGAUAGAAAUGGGUGCAAAAUUAGCAAAGCAGUUGGAGAUGCACCUAGAAGAUGAAGAACGGCGGUGGAGGGUCUUGGCAGAAUUUUGGGCAGACUUGAUACUCUUUCUUGCUCCAUCAGAUAACGCUUUGGCACAUGCCAAAAAACUAGUCACAGGUGGGGAGUUUAUUAUACACCUGUGGGCUCUUCUAUACCAUGCAGGCAUUGAACGACCUCAAUCUUCUCAGGAUCAUACGUUCACUGCCUUCUCUGUCUAAGGUUGUUGAUCCGACGUAAGCUGUUGUAAAUUGAUUCGCUUCCACCAUGUUGUGUCGUCAUAAAAACUCCUCUCUUAGGUUUCCUUGUGAAAGUCACUGUAGUUGGAUGUGUUGUAAGCUCUUCCCUUUUUAAUCAAAGUGGUGAACUCUUUUGUUGUAUUAA
Molecule: messenger RNA, 2236 nt
Organism: Elaeis guineensis (African oil palm)
Lineage: Eukaryota; Viridiplantae; Streptophyta; Magnoliopsida; Arecales; Arecaceae
Source: RefSeq, a predicted model, not a curated record